Molecule: messenger RNA, 5386 nt
Organism: Zootoca vivipara (common lizard)
Lineage: Eukaryota; Metazoa; Chordata; Lepidosauria; Squamata; Lacertidae
Gene: TIPARP
Product: TCDD inducible poly(ADP-ribose) polymerase
Cellular component (GO): nucleus
Molecular function (GO): metal ion binding; NAD+ poly-ADP-ribosyltransferase activity
Source: RefSeq, a predicted model, not a curated record
GGGAGGACUUAAAGGGCUUGGCCGAAGCAGACGGAGUGGGGGUGCGAUCCUAGCCGUAGAGUCAACUCUUCAAAAAAAAAGAAGAGAAAGAACUGUCGACUCCCCCUCCGGGCUUCCCGGCCAGUGAAUGAAACCAAAGCGCCUUGCGCAGGAAUUGGAGCGGAGCCUUUGGCUCAUUGCAGGCUUGCCAAGAGUUUUUCCACGCUUUCAGUAGUGUGCAUUCAUUAAUCUGGAAGGGUCGCCCACUGCUCUGCUGCCAGGAUUAGGCCCUCUACCACUGCCACAUUGCAAAAUCCAGAUCGCCACUGUUGCACCACUCGGGGCAAUUGUGUGCGGGGGUGACUAAUCUGCGUCUAGUUUCUAUCCUCUGCAAACAGUAAAGCUUCUCGGAAGGUGCCCCUCCUAUCGCUUGGGCAAAAAACCUCUCGAUGACCUUCCUCGAUCCUGGUGUUGCAAAGCAGCUAAGGGAAGGGAAGUGAGUGACCGUUGAGCUCAAGGAACUGGUAGACAGCGUCUUUUCUGCACUUCCUUUUUUACUGGAUUCAUCCUUGGCUUUAAGCGCCACACGGACUGCCAGGCUGUGGGAUUUGCAUGGAAGGGGGAUGGGGAGGUAGUCCUAAUUUGAAUUCAGUAGGACCUACUUCUGAGUAGACAAAUAAUGGAGAAAGAUUUAACUUGGCCGUAAAUGGCUUGAGAACAUUCUUGUAUGACAGACACAUUUACCUAGCGCAGAGUAAGGUUCUCAUGGAAAAAAUGCUUGGCAGAAUUUCAAGUAAAUAAAGGCUGGCUUGUUCCACGAUGAAAACGGAAUAAUAGACAGACCUUCACCCUGAUGCUUAGGGAAGUUUUUAAUGUUUGAUAUAUUAUUGUGCUUUUAAUAUAUUGUUGGGGGCUGCUCAGAGUGGCAGGGGCAACCCAGUCAGAGGGGCGGCAUAUACCUAAUAAAAUCAUUAUUUAUUAUACAAUUUUAUUAGCUGUGUAUAAAGCAAACCUUGGCUUCACGAGCAGUAAGAAGUCCCGAUUCUGAAUAUUGCACCAGUUUAAUAGAUGUUCCUUUGUAGAAGCCAGAGUUUAAAUCCAAUACUGUAAAUGUUUUAAAUAUAUAUCCACAUACUUUUCUCUAUCCCCCAACCCUCAGUGCACACAUUAUAUAACGGUCCUUUCUAGCGGUGUAGAUAUCCCAAACCUGGAAAUGCGGCUCUUGAUCUUCUAAUUAAAAUAUUCCCAGGCACUGGAGCAUCGUGGCUUUUGUGUAUGUAUGCCUAACCCCAUACAAAAAAACUUUUUUGCCUGCAAUGCCGGAGAAAGUCCUGCAGGUGGCAGGGCAGCUUGUCCGCUCCGCCGCUGCUUAGUCAGAAGCGGCUGGUACGUGUGAUUCAGGCAGGAUGACUGGCUGUUUGUGGGAAUGCGAAACUACCUCAAAGGCUCGGGAGAGGGAAUGACGAGGCAGUUCUCGACCCGCAAGUGGGGCGGCGGCGCGCAGGGCCACCCGAGGGGGAGCUGCGUUCCUCCUGACGUCUCUCUCUCGAGCAACUCUCCCUUCUGGGGAGGAGCCGCUGCAAGGGCAGUUUCGCAUUCUCACAUGCUCUUCUUACCCAUUCGGUUCCGAGCCGCACACGGAAUCUGGGCAACUUCCAAUGACUUGGCGUGCCGGGAGGGGGAGAGAUCACCCUGCGUUUCCGUGAGGGAGAGUCUUUGUGCGCCUGUGUGACUCGGAAGGAGACCCUACAAAGCGAUGGAGACCGAACUGGGACCUCCCUGCGCAGUUCAGCCGGCCUGCUGCCAGGAGGUGCCGGGCUCCGCUCCUUCGGAGGCCUUUGCUCCGCCGGCGAGGAUCUCUGGAAAGAUGCCGCCGGUCAGGCCUUGCUUCAAGAAGAAGCAAGUGCAGAAGCUGCUGGGCCCAGGGACGCUGAGGGCUCUGCGGCCCAUCUUCACCACCUUGCUGGGGUCUGGCGCCCUGGAUGCCUUCUUCCUGCGCAGAGGGCAGAACGGCAACCGUAGCAACUUGUGCGAACCUGUCGCGAAGAAGGUCUUGGGGAUCGCGGCUCCCUGCGCUCAGCCGGACAGCAGCAUGGCGGUGCUGGUGGCAGGGACUUCGGACGUUCAAGGACAAAUAUCAGACGGGUCUCCUGACCAGGAGGCCCAGCCCGGGGAGCAGGGUUUCCCCUCCGUUACCUCUCCUGCAAGCGAGCCAUUCCAGGACCACUCCUUGCAUGCUGCCUCCAGCGAUGCUGCUGCCUUUCUUUCCUGCCCUGACAAGAUACUUGAAGGUUAUCCUGGGGUGCUCCAGGACAACAGCAACAACAGCAACGGCUUCAUGGUCCAGUGCCGCUUGAACCCGGCGGAGAAGUUUGGAGCUGGGCUUUUCCAGGACAAAAGCGAGGAGGCGUCCCUCGACCUUGUGUUUGAACUCUUGAACCAGCUGCAAUAUCACACCCACCAGAAGGACGGGGUGGACAUCUGCGUGGAUUUUCUACAGGGGGUCUGCCUCCUCGGCAGCGAUUGUCCCAGGCACCACACGGUCUUGCCCUACCACUGGCAGGUCAGGAGGACAGCCACACAGGUGUGGCAGAGUGUGACCACUGACUCUCAGGAGCAAAUGGAAAGGCUCUACUGCAACCCGGACAACGACAAAGUCAAAAUGAGAUACCGGGGCCAUGAGUUUUUAGUCGACUUGAAUGGUUUGGCGCUCUAUGACACGACUGAAUUUGACCAGCUGAGGAGGCUGUCUACGCCUGUGUGUACAAGUUCCAGCUCCAACUACUACACCAUCUGGAAGUAUUUCUGCAGGGAUCAUUUUGGCUGGAGAGAAUAUUCAGAGCCUGUCGUGCGAUUGAUAGAAGAAGCCAACUACCGAGGGCUGGCAGAGGUCCGGUUUGUUACAUGGCACAACCGUUACGUCCUGAACAUUAAAGAUGGCUUCCAGCAGAAUUCGUGCAUUCGGAGAGAAAUCAAGAAGAGACCUUUUUUCCGCUCCUGUGUGAUCCUCAUGCCAUACUUGCAGACUCUCGGUGGCAGUCCCACAGUACCCGUGGUGCCGACAGCCGACUCGCAAGUCUUAUCCCCGACUGCCGUUCCUUCUCCAAACUUCUACCCUGAAACGUGGGUCAGCAUGGAUCCAGCUCAGGACUUCGUCCAAGUGCCUGUGUCAAAGGAAGACAAAAGCUACAGAACCAUUUACAAUCUCUUUCAUAAGACUGUGCCAGAGACCAAAUACAAAAUUUUGAAAAUACUGCGAGUUCAGAACCAGUUUUUGUGGGAGAAGUAUAAGAGGAAAAAGGAGUACAUGUCUAAAAAGAUGACAGGACUGGACAGGAUUAUGAACGAAAGACAUUUGUUCCACGGCACCUCGCAGGAUGUGGUCGACGGAAUCUGCAAGCAUAAUUUUGACCCCCGGGUCUGUGGGAAGCAUGCCACCAUGUUUGGGCAAGGCAGCUACUUUGCCCGGAAAGCCAGCUACUCGCACAACUUCUCCAAGCGCUCUCCCAAAGGGAUCCACUAUAUGUUCCUGGCUAAAGUACUGACAGGGAGGUACACGGUCGGCAACCACACCAUGCGAAGGCCUCCGCCCAUGAACCCCACCAGCAUCACCAGCGACCUGUACGACUCCUGCGUGGACAACUACUUCGAGCCUCAGAUCUUCGUCAUUUUCAACGAUGACCAGAGCUAUCCCUAUUUCGUAAUCCAGUAUGAAGAAGUUAGUAACGUCGUCGUGAUCUGAGAACAAAAUGGGGAUGUGUGAGAGAGAAUUGCUUCAUGUUGAUUUGUUGUUGUAACAACCUUUUUUUAACCUGAUAUUUGUAGAAUUGGAUCCCUUUUGCUGCGGAGGGGGGGGAAAAGAAACAAUUGCGGAACUCUGAAUAAAGAUGCUAAGGGGUUAGGGAGGGAGGGGGGCAGGGGGAAAAAGACAUUUUUAAAACUCCUGAAAAAGACCAAUUGUGUACUUGCUAUAUUCUGUGCAAACUGUAAAUAUUUUUCCAUUGUUUAUAGUCGAGGGGAGAAAAGAAAAACCUGUGCCUUUUGUUAUAAACACUAUUUAUGUUAGUAAACUUAAUGUUUUAAAAAAAGAACCUUAACAUGUGCGUCUCAAAUGCUUAUUUGUAGUCCGGCUUGCCUGGUUAAGCUUUGCGCCAUUCUCAGGCUGCCAACGUUUGCUCCCGCAGCUCGAUCUGCAGAUACUUUGCUCCAUGUUGCAGAAUGUUCCGCCUGCUGAUUUGUGCAAAUUAAGCUGCUGUUCAAGGCACAGGGACAGCCUAGCUUAGCUUUCCUUCUUACUGGGCAGCUGACAUUCCAUGCAAGCCCAAAGAGCAGAAUUCUCACCUUUAAAAACAAAACAAAAUGCGCAGAGGCGUUUUCUUGGUUCAGAUGCUGCUGCAAAACAGCCUCUCCUAGCAAUCCAAGCUCAGAUGUCGGUGUUAAACCUCUCGCUUAUAAAGCAUUGCUGCUUCUGUCUUCUGCUGCCUCCCAGCACAAAGAUUUCUCAAACUUGAAUUUAGGUUUGGCUGCAACUGUUGUGGUCACAGCAGUGAAAUCCCAUACAAGUCUCUGCAGGUAGCAUCUGGGGAACCCAUCUCCCCCUGGAGCAAGGGUGAGGAAACACUUUGCCUGCAAGGCCACUUUCCCCCCCAAAACCAUGCUCACACACCCCCUAGCAACGUCAGCAGCAGCGUUCAGGCCUGCUGGGGGCUGCUUUGUGCACUCAUGUUCCUUGCAGGGAAUGUGUUGGUGAAGCAGAACUUGAUCCCGUGCAUCAACCUUUGACAGGCGGGCCAGCACUGAAGGCGAUCUCGAAGUUGCAUGAAUGGGUGAGAGCUUGAUUUUGGCCCCUUUAACCAGGACCUGUUAAAGCUGCUGAAUUGCCAGCAUGUAAAAAAUGUGCACUAGGCUGGAAAAGUCCAGUUUCAGGGUUGGAGGGAAGCCUGCAUGUGGGCAGCUGAUGAGAAUGAGAAGUGAGUCCAGAAAUGAGGAAGUCGUCUCAUAGCCCACUAGCAUGAGGUUGGCAUCUUGUUCAUCGCCUGAGAGCAGCAUAGAGAAGUGGGUGCCUGUUGGCUGUGAAAAAAUAGGUGGAAGCGGUGCCCUCGUCAAGUUCAUCGGAGACCCUGUGUGGUCUGCACUCGCUGUUUUUCGAAGGUUCUGCACCAUUUUCCAGGAUCAACAGUUUGCAUGCAACUCCCAUCCUAGAUAAUGAAGAGCUCAUUUUGGUUUUUGACUGUUGGGUAACUUAGGAACAAUAUGCAUUGCUCAUAGCAUGCAGAGAAAUUUGUUACUAGCUGUGUGAAACGGGAGUGCAAAUGAAAUAUGGCCUAUGCCACUGAUAAUCUAUAUCAGGCAUCCCCAAACUUCGGCCCUUCAGAUGUUUUGGACUACAAUUCCCAUCAUCCCCGAA